Molecule: messenger RNA, 1463 nt
Organism: Nicotiana tabacum (common tobacco)
Lineage: Eukaryota; Viridiplantae; Streptophyta; Magnoliopsida; Solanales; Solanaceae
Source: RefSeq, a predicted model, not a curated record
UUACCCACAUGGAUCAGAGAAGGGAGGCACAAGCUAACGAGAUUAAUGGGAGUCAGAGCAAUGAAAACGACGGCGUUUCAUCGAAGGGGCCAGCGCUGCGGCUGUACCCAUGUGUAGAGCAGAAGGCGGAGAACUAUGAGGAUUUAGAAGAAGAAUUGGAGUUCAGCCCACACCUAUAUAGUGCUCUUGAGCGGCAUCUUCCGAGCAGCGUACUCAGUUCAUCUCGAGACAACAAGGUCCAAUACAUGACUGAUAUUCUCCUCCGUUACUCUCCCCGCGCCGACCGCAGUCGCUUGCAGAAACAUGGAGAAUACAGGCAGAAAAUCAUAUCAAACUAUCAGCCUUUACACAGGGUGUUAUAUACCAUGCACGCCGCAGAUUUCUUUGUACCGUCGUUUAUUAAGGCGAUCAGUGAGAAUAAGGAGGAAAGCUUCAGAAAAAUAAUGUCUGAACCUUCUCCAGGUGUUUUUACAUUUGAAAUGCUUCAACCGCGUUUUUGUGAGAUGAUGUUGGCUGAGGUACAAAACUUUGAGAAGUGGGUUCGUGAAACAAAAUUCAGAAUCAUGCGUCCCAAUACUAUGAACAAAUUUGGAGUUGUUCUUGAUGACUUUGGCCUUCAAAACAUGCUUAAGAAGUUUAUGGAAGAUUUUAUACGCCCUAUUUCAACAGUUUUUUUUACUGAAGUUGGUGGAUCCACACUCGAUGGUCAUCAUGGUUUUGUCGUUGAGUAUGGAACAGACAGAGACAUUGACUUGGGUUUCCAUGUUGAUGAUGCGGAGGUCACUUUGAAUGUGUGCUUAGGAAAGCAAUUCACAGGUGGAGAGUUGUUCUUCCGGGGCGUACGGUGCGAGAAGCAUGUGAACUCUGAUACACAGCCAGAUGAGAUCUUUGAUUAUGUGCAUGUUGCGGGGCGUGCGAUUCUACAUUGUGGUCGCCAUAGGCAUGGUGCUAGAGCGACAACAUAUGGGCAGAGGAUCAACUUGUUGAUAUGGUGCAGAAGCUCUGUUUUCAGAGAGACGAGGAAGUACCAAACAGAUUUUCCAAGCUGGUGUGCAGAGUGCAAGCGUGAGAAGGAAGAAAGGAUACGGCAAAAAGCUUCUAUUCUCAAAUCGGUAGGAGUUGCGCCUGAGAACUGUAUAGCUAUUUUUCUUAUCCAUUUUCAAGAGUUGCUGAGAAGAGUUGGAGAAUGUGAAACUUUACGGCGUAAAUCCGAAUUUGAUAUGAGUUUUAAUAUGGGUAUCGCAAGAAAAUCGCGAAAAGGCAUCCUCAACAAGCCCGCCCGGAACACGGCUACAGAAAAUGCAAAGACUUGCCCUAUACAACAUGCAAAAGAGCAGUGCAACCAACUCACUCCUCCAACGACAGGUAUUACUCACAAUGUCAUUGAUAGUGCAGGUGACAACGCCCUCGCAGCCAUUCUGAAAAGGAUGGAGGAAAUGGAGAACAAGAACAAGGCACUCUGA